GAGUGUCUCAGCCUGGGAUCGUCAUUCUCGUCAGACCAGACGAUCACAUCGCUUGGAGAUCCUUGAAGCAGCACGGUUCCAAGUCGUUUGAGGAACUGAGGCUGGCCUUUGACAGCGUUUUGGGAUGGAAUGAGAAACUCCAGCUUAAGAGCGCUGGAUGUAAAUGAGAAGAAACAAGCCCACCUUUUUUAGGGUUGGAAAUGAAGAAGCGGCAGCCAGGCGGCAAGGAGGCAGUGAAAUCCCGGUCGUCUUACAACCCCUGUGAAAUCAAGAAGAAGCGCGAGUUCUACCAGAACGCCAAGAAGGUGCAGAAGUAUAAGAAGCUGAAGAAGGAGCUCGAUCCUCAAAAACCUGAAGAGGAUGCUACACACGCAGAGGCAGAGAAUGAAGAUGGUGCUGGGGGCAGCCGUAGCCAAAUUGGUGGAAGAAGGCACAGAAAACGGGGCUUCAAUUCCCUGGAGAGGCUGAGAGGCGAAUAUAAAAGGAAGAAAGAGGAGGUGGAAGUUGUCAAGGAAGAGAGAGCAAAGGAGAAUGCGGCGAGGCAGCAGGCUCGGGAGCACUCGGAGAAGCUGAGGAAGCAGACCAAGGCAAAGAUGUUUAAGAAAACUUCCAAGGGGCAGCCAGUGAUGAAAUUCAGGCUGGAGCAAAUACUCAAUAAUGUGAAGUCUGGUAAAGCACAGUGAAAGGGAGAAGUUAUCCCGUCUCACCUGGCUUUCCAUCUACUCCUCAGCUGAUGUUAGAAUCUCACAGCCAUAAGAAGUUACUUUUGAAAGAA
This is a messenger RNA of Selaginella moellendorffii, 775 nucleotides long. Its product is annotated as stress response protein NST1-like. Bases 201 to 683 code for a protein of 160 amino acids. NCBI's taxonomy places the organism in Eukaryota, Viridiplantae, Streptophyta, Lycopodiopsida, Selaginellales, Selaginellaceae. The record is from RefSeq and is a predicted model, not a curated record. The transcript has 3 exons. Gene Ontology annotation, cellular component: nucleus.